Messenger RNA from Gekko japonicus, 1155 nucleotides. It is a transcript of the gene PRR16, whose product is annotated as proline rich 16. The coding region runs from base 190 to 1134 and encodes 314 amino acids. The transcript has 2 exons. The record is from RefSeq and is a predicted model, not a curated record. Gene Ontology annotation, biological process: positive regulation of cell size; positive regulation of translation. Lineage: Eukaryota; Metazoa; Chordata; Lepidosauria; Squamata; Gekkonidae.
UUGAUGGCAGCGCUGGAGCGCGCCCAGGGCAGCGCGCCGCGGGGACCCGAGCACAAGAUGUGCCGCCGGGCGGGAAGCAGCGACCGCAGCAGCUCCGGGGGGUCGGACGGGGACGGGCGUCCCGCGGGGGCCAGUCAGCUCUCCUGACCUGCGUGCGUCCUCUCCCCCGCCCGGCGCUCCCCCCAAAGAAUGUCAGCCAAGUCCAAGGGGACCACAUCCUCCUCCGCCACCUCCUCCUCGGUGUCCUCUCCAGCCGAAGGGCUGCCGGCCGCCUCCAAAGCCAAGGUGAAGGAGCAGAUCAAGAUCAUCGUGGACGAUCUGGAAUUAGUCCUGGGGGACCUGAAGGACGUGGCCAAAGAACUGAAGGAGGUGGUUGACCAGAUUGAUACCCUCACUUCUGACCUACAGCUGGAGGAUGAGAUGACUGACAGUUCCAAAACUGACACAUUGAACAGCAGCUCAAGUAGCACAACAGCAUCAAGUUUGGAAAAAGUCAAGGUGCGAACCAAUGCACCACUCAUCAAACCCCCAGCCCAUCCAUCUGCCAUUCUCACAGUACUAAGGAAGCCUAAUCCACCACCACCUCCUCCACGAUUGACUCCUGUGAAGUGUGAAGACCCUCAAAGGCCAGUUAUCCCUGCCAACCCUGUAAAAACGAAUGGGACUCUAUUGCGAAAUGGAGGUUUACCAGGAGGACCAAAUAAAAUUCCAAAUGGAGAUAUAUGUUGUAUACCUAAUAGUAAUUUGGACAAAGUUCCAAUGCAACCUCUGAUGCAUAGACCUGAAAAAGACAGGUGUCCUCAGCCUGGAACAAGGGAACGGGUACGAUUUAAUGAAAAGGUGCAGUACCAUGGCUAUUGUGCUGACUGUGAUGUUCGGUAUAAUAUUAAAAAUAGGGAGGUUCACUUGCACAGUGAAUCUGUUCAUACACUGGGAAAGCUUCCUCACCAAUGUCCUCCUUUACCACCACCACCACCACCUCCCCCACUUCCUCCUUUUUCACUUGAAAAUGGGGGAAUGGGAAUAAGCCCCAGUAGUAGCUUUCCCCCUCUCAGACCUGCAACUGUGCCUCCACAAACUGCACCAAAACCCCAGAAGACCAUCUUGAGGAAAUCGACCACUACAACAGUGUGAUGUAUCCCACCUGGAAAACUG